GAAAAAGUGGAAUUUUUCUUCAGCAAGUUGUGAAACUAAAUCCACAACCUUUGGAGACCCAGGAACACCCUCCAAUCUCUGUGUGCUUUGUAAACGUCACUGGAGAAUCCUCUGGGCUGGCAAUUGGAUUGUCACCACCCUGCCUGUUUUGUGCCUGGGAAGUGCCCUGGUCUUGCUUGGCUCCAAAUUGUUGGCUUUCACUUUUGACCCGAAGCAUCUGAAGUCAUGGGCCACACAUGGAGGCAGGGAAUAUCACCAUCCAAGUGUCCAUACCUCAAGUUCUUUCAGCUCUUGGUGCUGGCUUGUCUUUCUCAUUUCUGUUCAGGUGUUAUCCACGUGACCAAGGAAGUGAAAGAAGUGGCAACGCUGUCCUGUGGUCACAAUGUUUCUGUUGAAGAGCUGGCACAAACUCGCAUCUACUGGCAAAAGGAGAAGAAAAUGGUGCUGACUAUGAUGUCUGGGGACAUGAAUAUAUGGCCCGAGUACAAGAACCGGACCAUCUUUGAUAUCACGAAUAACCUCUCCAUUGUGAUUCUGGCUCUGCGCCCAUCUGACGAGGGCACAUACGAGUGUGUUGUUCUGAAGUAUGAAAAAGAUGCUUUCAAGCGGGAACACCUGGCUGAAGUGAUGUUAUCCGUCAAAGCUGACUUCCCUACACCUAGUAUAACUGACUUUGAAAUUCCACCUUCUAACAUUAGAAGGAUAAUUUGCUCAACCUCUGGAGGUUUUCCAGAGCCUCGCCUCUCCUGGUUGGAAAAUGGAGAAGAAUUAAAUGCCAUCAGCACAACAGUUUCCCAAGAUCCUGAAACUGAGCUCUAUACUGUUAGCAGCAAACUGGAUUUCAAUAUGACAACCAAUCACAGUUUCAUGUGUCUCAUCAAGUAUGGACAUUUAAGAGUGAAUCAGACCUUCAACUGGAAUACACCCAAGCAAGAGCAUUUUCCUGAUAACCUGCUCCCAUCCUGGGCCAUUACCCUAAUCUCAGUAAAUGGAAUUUUUGUGAUAUGCUGCCUGACCUACUGUUUUGCCCCAAGAUGCAGAGAGAGAAGAAGGAAUGAGACAUUGAGAAGGGAAAGUGUACGCCCUAUAUAACCGUAUCGGCAGAAGCAAGGGGCUGAAAAGAUCUGAAGGUCCCAGCUCCGUUUGCA
This is a messenger RNA of Macaca mulatta (Rhesus monkey), 1148 nucleotides long. It is a transcript of the gene CD80, whose product is annotated as CD80 molecule. Gene Ontology annotation, molecular function: coreceptor activity. The record is from RefSeq and is marked validated. Gene Ontology annotation, biological process: immune response; T cell costimulation; negative regulation of T cell proliferation. Lineage: Eukaryota; Metazoa; Chordata; Mammalia; Primates; Cercopithecidae. Gene Ontology annotation, cellular component: external side of plasma membrane.